Molecule: messenger RNA, 2838 nt
Organism: Pangasianodon hypophthalmus (striped catfish)
Lineage: Eukaryota; Metazoa; Chordata; Actinopteri; Siluriformes; Pangasiidae
Exons: 4
Coding region: 1722-2834 (370 amino acids)
Source: RefSeq, a predicted model, not a curated record
ACUUUAGCUCAGACUGGGAAAUGGGUUCUUCACCAUGAAACCAGGUUUUAUAGUCCCAGUAUGAGAUGAAAUAUAAGAAGGUGUAAUACAGAAGAAAAUCAGAUAAAGAUGGCAUAGGAUAAUACUAACAGGGUUCUAAAGAACUUUUUAAUGGAAAACAAUACAUGAAACAUUAUUUUUUGUUUGUGCUGAGAGUGAGAAGUUAUAAUACAUGGAUUCCCACCGUUAUAUGAUAAUUUUAUAGCCAUGAGCUUCAGUGGUAUAAGUGCUGGCUCUGGGGCUGUCUAUGCAGUUUGAAUUUGUAGAUCAAGAUAAACAUUUAUCCAGUAGAAACCCUUCAAAAAAUGACAAAUCACUUUGAUAUAAAUUAAGGUUUUGAAACUUUCAGAUGUUCCUACACAAUUAGAUUUUUAUAUGUUAUAAUUCUUCCUCGCACUAUUGUGAAAGUUCAGAAAGGGAUUUUAGACCUUUUUUUUUUUUUAAAAUUUACCGAACCAAAAUAUUGGACUUUACGCCACAUAAUUACACUUAUGCCACAUAAUUACACUUAUGCUGACUUUUUUGCCCUCUAUAAUUCUACUGUUAUGGGCUGUAAUUACAGUUCUGCACUACAACUUUCCUGUGUUUAAUAUCCAUUCAAUAAAAGUUUACUAGUAAGUGCAUUACAUGAAUUAAAGGAGGACUGAGGCAUUCCUCAUUAAAUCCUACUUUGGUUAAAUACAGUAUUUGCAAAUCUGCAUGUACACAUAGUGACUACAGCGUUCGCUGACUCAUAAUGUGAAAAAGUCACAGGAAAGGAAAAAAACAAUGGAGAGUUCAUUUGCAUGCUGUCAUUAACACCAGCUGCUUCUAGGAUGAAGCAGCUCAGCUUACUGCUGAGGAGGUGUGAAAUACACACUUCAGGUAAAAGCUGUUACCCUCACGAUCCAAACCCUAAACACGAUUUAAUUAUGAUGCUGUGAACUUGAUUAUGAUUUGUCUCUGACUUGAUUUGCAAGUUUAUAACAAGCUGUACCAAAACUAGAUGUAUGUGAAUAUUGGGUCUCAUUUAUCUAGCUAGAUACACGCAAAUGUAUUUGUAAAUUGUUUGCAAGACCAUUUACACAAGAAAUGUGGUAUCCAUUAAUAUCUGCUUACUUCAGGGAAAAACAUCCUACGAGAUCUCCUGAGUUUGUUUAAAUUUCCAUAUAAGGAGACUCACUAAUGUGAACCUUGAUUGAUAGACUGCAAUUGCAGUUACUAUAAUCUUAUACAUGGACUAAAUUGAAAAGUUUAAAUCACUUGAUCAUCUUUUUCAAAUGCACAAAAUUUUGUAAGAAAAUAAGCCAAAUUUAUUUGUAAACAUCACCCAAUUUAUUGUCUGCUUUGGAAAAAACAUUUGCACACAACUUUACUAAAAGAUUUAAGCCUUUAAAAAGAGACUGACACAUUGCAGGCAUAGUUUAAAGCCACUGCAUGGGCUUAUAAACUUAUAUUUGAGUUACUCAGACAUGAGCGAUUUAUAUGACAGAACAAAAACACACCUUUGUAGUUUCUGUUUACAAGCAGAACCUGUUUCCCAGACUUCCUGCUGUCCUCCUCACCUUAUGUGUCUAAUGAAGUGUUACCAAGUACCCUCUUACUGUUGUAUGUCUCAACAUGCUGUGUGAAUGGAACUCACUGCGCACUCUUGUCAAGUCCUCCAAGUAUUAUAAAGCCUUGGUGUGGGAAUAAAAUGCAAUAUGGUUUCUGCUGAAAAGAAAACAAGUAAGAAAAGGAAAGAUGAAAAGAGAGAGCUGUACAGCGGCUGGGAGAGCUCUGGUGCAGACAACGGACCCAAUGAUGAUAAUGCAUUUCAUGGCUGGCAGAAGUCUAAACAGCACGAGAAAUGCAGAUAUUUGGAUGAAAGGAACAUUGUAUUAUCACCUCAUUUAACUGUUAAGUCCUGGUUCUCUGGCUCAGAGGGGAAUGAUGUGGCAGAAAAAUCAUGCCCAAGAUGUGACACAUCUCAAGAUAAUGCUCCCUCUCAUAAAUCUCCUGUGGCUCUCCCAGCAAGGCCCAACGAUUUGAGCCAAAGCACUUCAGACAUGGAAUGUCUCCCAAUAAACACAAUGUCCACUCACUCAAUGACCCAUAAACAAAAUAUCAUUUAUAGCCCCAGUCCAAGCAUCUUGGAGCUAAAACGGAGUCAGCCGUUGCUACAAUGGGCUCCUGCCACUCGUGAGCAGCCAUCUGAGGAAUCGUUGCCCUGGCGAUGUAAAGGAUUUGCUCCAAUGAACCGUGAAGCAAAAGCUGCUGAACCUCUGCAUCUCUGCAAAUGGCCAGCUGCCCAGAGACUGGAGUGGUGCCAUGAGAGCCUGGCCAGACUGGCACAUCUGGAGGUGCAGUCACCCAAAAAUGCCCUUCCUGCUUGCAGACGUAGGCCAGUGAUCCAGAGGCCAGUUGUUGGUCAUAAAGGUGUCCAGGUGCAUAAACGACAUGUGGAGAAAAGCUUCUGCUGGACAUCAGAAUCCAAAGCCCUGCUCAAUGAUGAUGGCACAAGGCCAGCUACACUAGCAGACCCAUGUAACCAUGCCCUGUAUAGCUGUUUGUGGAGUGCAGUGCAAGCAGAAGCAGAAGGAUGUGGCAAGGAACUGGAGCAGCAAGACGGUGGUCAUAAGGUUCACAGAAACAGUGUGAGCUGGUUGUCGGACAUGCUGUAUCCAUCAGGAUGCCAUGGGAACAACGCGUCCUCCGCCAUUUCACAUGAUAUCACUUUAUUCCACAUUCUCCAAGUACUACAGAGCAAACCAGUAAAUUUCCCACAGGUCAGAGGACAGAGACGCCUCGAGACACUUCCUAGUCUGAAUGCCUGAAUCC